AUGGCUUACAACGCUAUCUACGGCCGGCCAUUGCUAAAUGCAGCUGGCGCGGUCCCAUCGACAUACCAGCAAAUUAUGAAGUUCCCAACCAGCAGGGGGAUCGGGAGCGUGCGAGGAGACCAGCAUGCCUCAAGAAAAUGCUAUGUGGAUAGUAUACAAGCCAAAAGCCCACCAUCAGUCAUGAUGCUGGAUGUAGAACUCCCGAGGGAGCGGAUCGAGCCACUUGAUAUGAUUGAAAAAAUCUUUAUUAACGAAGGAAAGGAGUUUCUUGUUGGAACAGGUCUAGGAUCCGAAGAGAAGGAAAAAUUGGCGAAGUGUCUAGCCGAAAAUUUGGAUGUCUUCGCCUGGAACCCAAAUGAUAUCCCGGGGAUUAGCUCAACUGUCGCACAGCACCGCCUCGGUGUCCAGCCAGGGGCUAAGCCAGUGAAGCAGAAAAAGAGAAACCUUGCCCCUGAGAGGCAGGCUGCGGCCAGAGCAGAGGUGGAAAAAUUGCUACAGGCGGGUUUCAUCCGAGAGGUCCAAUACCCCGAGUGGUUGGCAAAUGUUGUACUUGUGAAGAAGUCAAAUGGAAAAUGGCGCAUGUGUGUAGACUAUACUGGGUUGAACAAGGUAUGCCCAAAAGACUCAUACCCACUUCCCAGAAUAGAUCAACUGGUGGACGCAACGUCGGGUCAUGAAAGGCUCAGCUUUCUAGAUGCGUUUUCGGGGUAUCAUCAAAUUUCAAUGGCCGAGGCUGAUCAAGAGAAGACGUCAUUUAUCACGGACUUCGGCACGUACUGUUACACAGCCAUGCCAUUUGGCUUGAAAAACGCAGGAGUGACGUAUCAGAGGAUGGUGAACAAAGUCUUUCGUGGGCUAAUAGGGGAUGUCGUAGAAGUCUAUGUUGACGAUAUGGUGGUCAAGAGUGCCAGAGCCAAUGACCAUGUGGCCUAUUUGCAAAAAGUGUUUGACGUUGCCCGACAAAGCAGAUUAAGGUUCAAUCCAGAGAAGUGUGUUUUUGGUACCGCAGGUGGAAAAUUUCUAGGUUUCAUGAUCACGCAAAGGGGCAUCGAAGUGAACCCGGACAAAAUUCGGGCAAUCCUAGAAAUGAAAAGCCCCACCAGCAGGAAGAUAGUUCAGAGGCUGACGGGGCGGGUAGCGGCCUUAAAUCGUUUCAUGAGCCGGGCGGCGGACAAAUGCUACCACUUCUUCAAAGCCAUAGGGGGCUCCUCCAAUUUUGAGUGGACCCAGGAAUGCGAAGAGUCUCUUAGGAACUUGAAGCAGUCAUUACAAGAGCCCCCGGUCUUGACCAGCCCAUCUCCUGGGGACGUGUUGUGUCUCUACUUGGCAGUAUCACCAAAGGCAGUCAGCGCGGUCCUGGUGAAAGAGUUCUCGAAGGCGCAGAAACCAGUCUACUAUGUGAGCCAAGUAUUGGGGGGUGCAGAAAUAAGAUACAGCCUGACUGAACAACUGGUGUUUGCAUUAAUUGUCGCAGUCAGGAAAUUGAGGCCUUACUUUCAGUCUCACACGGUGCAAGUAAUGACUGACCAACCUAUCAAGCAGAUUCUACAUCGGCCCGAGACCUCUGGGAGGCUGUUAAAAUGGGCCAUUGAGUUAAGCGAGUUUGAUAUCGAAUUCAGGCCAAGGACAGCUAUUAAGGCACAGGCUUUAGCAGACUUCAUCGUUGAGCUCACCACCCCGCCCGAGCUCCCACCAGGGGAGCAGGCAGAUUGGAAAAUUUUUGUCGAUGGAUCUUCAAAUGACGAAGGAUCCAGGGCGGGGAUCAUAAUGAUAGGUCCGAAUGAAGAAGAGUUGGAAUACUCACUGCACUUUGAAUUCCCAGCAACAAAUAACGAGGCCGAGUACGAAGCGGUAAUCACGGGUUUGGGAUUGGCAGCCAGACUCGGGGUCACCUCAGUGGAAGUUUGCAGUGACUCUCAGUUGAUAAUCGGGCAAGUGACGGGGGAAUUCGAAGCAAAGGACGGAAAGAUGGCUGCAUAUUUAAUGGAGGUCAAAAACUUGCAGAGGGGGUUCACUAAGUUUAAGAUAACUAAGAUCCCUCGAAAGGACAAUGAGCGAGCGGACGCGCUGGCUAAGCUCGCAUCAGCCAACCCCAGACGACUGCCUCGCACAGCCAGUGUGCAAAUUCUGCGACAACCUAGCAUCCAACAUGUAAUCGAUGUUAUGAAUGUGGAAAAUGAGGAAAGUUGGAUAGACCCACUGUUUGAGUAUCUCACAAAGAAUAAAUUGCCGGAGGAUGCUCUCACGGCCAAAAGGCUAAAAGUUCGGGCAGCCUCGUUUGCCAUCAUCGAUGGGCAACUCUACAAGCGAGGCUUCACAAUGCCAUAUUUGAAGUGUUUGCGACCGACAGAAGCACAGGAGACAAGAUUAGAAAAAGAAAAAGGACUUUGGGCUGAGGAGUUGCCCAAUGUACUGUGGGCAUAUCACACUACCCCCCGAGAGUCGACCGGGGAGACGCCAUUCAAACUGGCCUUUGGGAUGGAAGUCGUGGUUCCGGUUGAGAUCUUAAGCGAGACAGGAAGGAUGAAAGUCAAGCAACCCGACGACGCAGCAACUAGGGGAGAGCUCGACCUCCUCGAGGGGGUAAGGGACAAGGUGGCGAUAAGAAUGAUGGCUUAUAAACGAAGAGCUGCUGAGUACUUCAACCGGAAAGUAAAGCCAAGGGUCUUCCUGCCAGGAGAUCUCGUUCUAAGAGAUGCAGCAGCGGCAGGACACCCCCCACCAAAGCUUGGUCCAAACUGGGAAGGCCCGUACGAAGUGAUUCGCAGGCUGGGAAAGGGAGCUUACAGCUUGAAAGAUAUAAAAGGAAGGCCGCUAGGUAGACCAUGGAAUGCGGAACACCACAAAAAGUAUUACCAGUAG
This is a messenger RNA of Olea europaea var. sylvestris, 2862 nucleotides long. RefSeq lists its product as uncharacterized. NCBI's taxonomy places the organism in Eukaryota, Viridiplantae, Streptophyta, Magnoliopsida, Lamiales, Oleaceae. Bases 1 to 2862 code for a protein of 953 amino acids. The transcript is spliced from 2 exons. The record is from RefSeq and is a predicted model, not a curated record. Gene Ontology annotation, molecular function: RNA-DNA hybrid ribonuclease activity; nucleic acid binding.